Molecule: messenger RNA, 510 nt
Organism: Meloidogyne enterolobii
Lineage: Eukaryota; Metazoa; Nematoda; Chromadorea; Rhabditida; Meloidogynidae
Source: the annotation of a GenBank genome assembly
AUGGAAGCCAUGGAAGUAGAUAGCAAACCUAAUGCUCCAGUAGUCACUUCGUCAGCAAAUAAUAGUAAUUCACAUUCUGCCAAUUCAGCAGCAAGUAUUAGUUCUAGUGCAACACAACCUCAAACUGUAACAAUGGGCGGUAACAGUCCUGGUGGAGAAUUUAUCAGCAGAGAAUUUACCAAAGAUCUUGAUGAAUGGAUUGCGCAAUUGUAUGAAUGUAAGCAGCUGACUGAGAUUCAAGUGAAGCUGUUGUGUGAUAAGGCUCGCGAAAUCCUCAAACACGAAUCUAACGUUCAAGAAGUCAAAUGCCCUGUUACAGUUUGUGGGGAUGUUCACGGACAGUUUCACGACUUGAUGGAAUUAUUCAAAAUGGGUGGAAAGUCUCCAGACACAAAUUAUUUGUUUAUGGGUGAUUAUGUUGAUAGAGGUUAUUAUUCUGUGGAGACUGUUUCGCUGCUUGUUUGUCUUAAGGUAUCUUUAAUUUUGAUUGAAUGUCUUGGGGUCGUUUAA